AUCUCCAGCCAAAAGACAGAGGAAACUGCAGGUGGCUCUGUGGUGAGUGAGGGGGUGACCCCAGCAGGACCCCUGCCCCCCUGUGACACAGGCUGCACAGAGAGCAUGCUGGGGCUGCUGAACAUGGAGCCAGAGAGGGACAUGCAGGAUCUGUUCAAGAGCCAGUCCACAGUGGAGCCAGGUUGCUGGGAGCUGCUGACCACCAGCAAGAGGAGAGGAAUGGACCUGCUCUACUCCAACAUGGAGGCCCUGCUUCCCUACCCACCACACACCUCACUGUCACAACCCACAGGCGGCCACAGGAAGUGAGCAACCGGACACAGGAAGAGUCCAGCGCUGAUCCACAGGAAGUAGCCACUAGUAUGAAUAGUAUAAAGCCAGAGAUUGAUCUACCACCUCAGACUGAGGUUGAUCCACUGCCCCAAUCCAGGCUCCAGCAGGUGGCAGAGGAGUCAGAGACAGACGGGAGCCCGGUGAAGGUAUCCUCUAGAAUGAAGAAGAAGAAGCAGCUGGGUACCCGAGAGGACCUGGACCGCUUUCACUCAGACUCUGAUUCCGACGACGCCUUCCUCUCUCUCCACACUAAACCACCUCCCACCUCCCUCAGACACAGAUGGAGGGGAGGACAGUCAGGACGAUUCUACCAGCAACAAGGUUGAGUUAGAAUCUGUGAAGGCUAGAGAGGAAGAGGUAAAGGAGAAGGCCCCUGCCCCGGUGAGGAUGAGGGUGACGCUUACCCCGGAGCAGAGGAUGAAGAGUGAGCCUGUGUCCCACUGCCUGGGCUCCCUGGCAGAGUUCCUCGACCACAUGUCCCUCCUGGACUCCUCCCUUUGCCUCCACACCUCACCUGUAGGUGGCGCCAGACACGCACACAGGACGUUCGGCCUGAGAGCCGAGACUAAAGACGGGAUGAAUGAUGAGCCCAGGGAGGAGUGCCAUGGAGGGAGCUGGGUGGAGGGGGAGAGAGCGGGGGAGAUCCAGGCUGCUGUGGAGGCUCUGAGCUUCCAGAGGUGCAGGGCCGGGGUGGAGGAGGCGUGGGGUAAAGCUCAGGGUCUAAAGGGGAAACUGGGGAAGGAGGCUGUGAACGAGCUCACACUCCCUGUGGCCCCGCACAGACAGGGCUUCACUGAAUAUGCAACAUAA
This is a messenger RNA of Salvelinus sp. IW2-2015, 1143 nucleotides long. The record is from RefSeq and is a predicted model, not a curated record. Lineage: Eukaryota; Metazoa; Chordata; Actinopteri; Salmoniformes; Salmonidae.